AUGGCGGUCUUCAAGAAGAAGCCGAAGGCUAAGGAUGAUACCUAUAUCAUUCCGCCGGCUGCAUCCUCAGACCCAGCUCUGCCGACGAAACUAUCCCGCAGUUUGAAGCGCAAACAGAAAAAUGUGGUGGAACCAAAGCCAGAGAUUGACCUGGCCACGGUGCUUCCAGAUAAAAACGACUUUCGGACCAGCCUGCUCAUGCCUGGCCUGUCCGCUCGCUUCAGCAUGCUUCGGGAGCAGGACGACCCAACGACCAAAGUUGGCAAAGCUAGCGACGACAGUGUUUUAUUUCCAAAGAGAGCCUCUCGGCUCAACUUGUUCUCCCACAAUCCCUUAACAGAUAUUGCCGAGACAGAAUCCAUCCAGACCGCGUUUAGGGCACCAUUCUCCGACGAGGAUCGUUCCUAUUCCUUUUCUGAAGGAGCUGGAUAUGCCAGCGACGAUGCCGGGUCCGUGCUGGCGAGGACGAGGCCCGUGGAUGGCAACAACCUUUUUGGUGGUCGGCAGAAGAUGUACCGGAUACCGACUGCCAGUGGAUCAGGCUCCUCGAAAGAUUUAACCGAAACAUCUGCACCAUUGAUAUCUGGAAGGCAUGUUUACCAGAAUGAUGUUGUGCUGUCCCCGUAUCAGCAGAUGCGCCUCAAGGCUCGGGAGGGACAGGAGCGCGAGGAAUCUCGCGAGAGGCCUGCUAGUGCAGGAGCCGAAGAGCCUGAUCGCAGCAGCGUCAUCAACACUCCUUCGACGGGAUUCAGCAAGAGCAGGGGUACAACAUCAUCUACGGCCUCUGGGCCUUCAAAUCGGCGCACUUCAACCGCUGCCACGUCGGUCGUUUCGGAUACGCCGCAUCCUAGGCAGAGCAACACGAGUGCCAGCUCAAACAACCGUAUGCAGGGCUCUGAAUAUGGCAGCGAAGAAAACCUGCUGAAGCGCAACUUCUCGUCCGACUCUCGAAAAGGAUUUCAGGGGAUGGACCAUCACGCCCAACCUCCCCUCCCUAUGUCCCCAUCGAAUAGUCGUCAACUCUUUCAGUCGAGCAGUGUCAGCAAUCUUGCGGAUAAGUAUGCUCAUGGCGCUUCGUCGUUCUCCGCAAACACCCUACGCGCCGCAAGUCCCACCCCAGCUCUCCAAUCACAGGCACUGGCGUCGCUUGACUUUGGCCUCAAAAGCUCCAACAACCAUCCACGUAGAUAUCAGACAGCCUCUCCAACGAAUGAUGAAGAUGAUGGAUCAAUCUACAAACAAAGUCUUCAGCCCAACGAUCGCGGCAAGGCCACUGCUAUGGGAUUGUUCAACAGACCGCAGCAACAAUUUGACGAGGCAAAAUUCCAGGAGCGACAACUACAAAUGCACGAAGGCAGGAUAUCACCACCUGCAUCUGAUGGUCCAGACUAUGGUGGGAUUGCGGAGCGGCAGCAUGCGCCCGGUCGAGUCGUCCUUCCCACCAUUCCAACUUCUCCUUUCAAAACCUAUCGCGGCCGAGAUUCUGGUAGUACUUCGGUCACUUCUCGUUCAAGAGCACAAUCAACUGCUUCCUCUGUCAAUCCAGCACAGGUCCAAGCCCAAGUGGAAGCACUCAUCAGACGCCAGAACGAGGAAUAUUCGACACUUCAGACGCAGAGAUCCACAACAGCCGAGCCAAAUCGCCCUUCGGCGGCGUCACAGCCUCCUAAAUCACUCCGAGAGCAACCUGCGGCAUCCCGGGGAACCUUCUUCGACACCUUUGAUGGCAGUGAUGAAGAUGAUGCCGACAGCCCUAUGUUGGGCAGGUACGAGCCAGCACCGAGACUUGCUCCAUUAGAUGUCCAUCCAGCCCUCCGGGACGGCUCACAAGCUUUUGACUUUGGUGAUCAUGUCUCAGCCUUUGGCAAGCCGGGUCGACCUCAGUCGAAUGUCUCAGCGGAUACCUCUUCUCCUUCCGUGACACAUGAUACUCCGGAUACCUCAGACUCACUUCACCGUGCCUCUCACACAAAGGCCAGCGAUUCCCCUACUUUUGGGCCUACCACGGGACUGGGCUUGAGUGGUUUGAUUAGGACUCACCUGCGGCAUGACAGCGACAGAUCCUCCGUUAUGCCGCCACCUUCGCCGGGACAGCCUCCGUAUCAGUCGAAUUUCUCGAUAAGCCCCCUUCGUGACCGUGAGCCUUCUGGUGUAUCCGUGCCCACCGGCAAUUAUCGAGGCUCAGUACGUGAAAGGGAGCCUUCUGUGGCUUCUACCCAACCGGGAAACUAUCCCCCGUCUCUCCGUGACAGGGAGCCGUCCGUAGCUUCUACUGCUCGUACAACGAACCCCCCGGAGAGCACACACAGUGAUCCUUGGGAAUUUGAUAACGCCCAUCGCACUGUACGAAGUCCUCUGGAACCGGUGCACGACGAUGCCAUACCUGCUAUGUCUCAAAAAGCACAACAGAUUCUCGGCCAGGCAAUAUCUCAUAAGAACCAAGCCUCGAGCAAGACUCAACAAGUCCUGGGUGAUGAUGCCCCUGGAUCAGGCGCUCUACAACACCCUGCAAAUAGGGCAUUCCCAUCACACGACGCGCUUCCUCAUCAUCAGCGAGGGGAAAGCACGGAGACCCAGAAAGAAUUUGGCAAUGAGCUGGCUGAGCGUGCAAGAAGAAUUCAAGGGAGUCUUAAGGGAGUUGCAGAAGCCGAGAAACGGUCUCGAAGCCAAGACCGCCACAAUCCCGCUGCACAGGCGUUGCAUGCUCUUCGACACAAGACAAGCAAAACGUCUCUCGGGCCUCGGGCCAACGAGCCUCAACCCAAAGCUAUGAAGAUGCUUGGGAUAGGAGUCAGUCAAAAACCCGAGCCCAUGGGACGAUCACCAAACGUAGGAGCGAGAGGCGACUGGGACUUUGAGCAAGGAUACGACGAGCAUGACAACCGACCCACUCCCAGGCAGAGGCCUGCAGAGUUUGAACCCCCAAGUGGCAGACGAACUCCUGGGUUCUCGCGGCCUGGACCUGGACCUGGACAUGGAGCCUAUCCCAUCAACUCGAAUGAAGAUCCCGAGCGACGCUACCAACGCUCUGCGACGCCAACCUCUGGGAGAGCAAGACGGGAUCGAGCCGAGUCUGAGGCGGCCGAAAGGUCGAGAAGUCGGACGGGUCGGUAUAGAGAAGAGCCGCCAUACUCGCCUGGAGAAUAUGGUAGAACGGGUCCGCCUCACCUACCAUUACAUCGAGAACAGCAGCAACGUCCUUAUGGUCCUCCUGACGGAUCACGUGGCUAUCCUGGACCUCAUCCCUCCCGAGUGCCACUACGUGGUCCUCCCCCUGUUGAUCCGCGAACCUUCGAGAGGUCUGCGUCGGCCAUGUCAAAUCGACAACCAAGUGCGACUCGCGCUGGACCAGCUGGCUUCUACGAUGGCCGUGCGGCCACGCCAACAAUGGGUGGAACUCCUCAACUUGGAUCUGGCCCGAUGCAAGUGGGAGCACCAAGACCAUCUCCUCGACCACCUUUCCCACAUUCGCCCAUCAGUCCUUUUACAUCUCCACCUGGAGUGUCACCUGGCCUCUCUGGUCCAGCUUCCGGCGUGCUUUCUGCGCUACCAUCUCCAUCCGGCCAGCCACCGUCAGGACGUUUCACCCCUGUCGAAGGGCGGUCUACCCCAGCAGGAAGCCGCAAGAAAUCAGUCACCAAGGGUAUGAUUUCGGAACCGACAUUCAUUUCCAGCACUUCUUCGGUUCCCCUAGUCGGCUUGCCAAAUGGACCUAGGCCAACUCAAAUUGCAAGCCCUCCGAUUCCGUCAAUGAACCCACGCCGCCGUGGAAAUACCAUGACGGAUCGACCUGACGGAUACCCCAGUCCACGGAUGCCGGCGUCUCAGAUGACGGCGAUGCCUGAUUCCCCAGGUCGCGGAGGAGGUUUGCCAAUUUCUGGCUCGCAGCGUGCUUAUUUCGAUCAACAACAGCAGGUACAACAGAAGCCUCCACCGCGUCCACGGAAUCGCCUCCGAAAGAUCAGCAGCGAAGGCGGAAGCAUGGCUGCUCGCGCCCGGAACCAAGCCAUGAUGUCUGAGUUUGGUCACGAGAGGCUUCGGAGCCCAGCGAUGCCUGUAUUCCCCAACCGAAGUACUACCUCUCUCAGCAUUCACCAAGAUGGCGGCAUGUUCUGA
Molecule: messenger RNA, 4116 nt
Organism: Fonsecaea multimorphosa CBS 102226
Lineage: Eukaryota; Fungi; Ascomycota; Eurotiomycetes; Chaetothyriales; Herpotrichiellaceae
Exons: 1
Coding region: 1-4116 (1371 amino acids)
Source: RefSeq, a predicted model, not a curated record